Aricia agestis (brown argus) is the source of this 957-nucleotide messenger RNA. Its product is annotated as scolexin B-like. Gene Ontology annotation, biological process: proteolysis. The coding region runs from base 87 to 926 and encodes 279 amino acids. Lineage: Eukaryota; Metazoa; Arthropoda; Insecta; Lepidoptera; Lycaenidae. Gene Ontology annotation, molecular function: serine-type endopeptidase activity. The transcript is spliced from 6 exons. The record is from RefSeq and is a predicted model, not a curated record.
AUAAAUACGACCAAUUAAUUAAGUACAGUCGAUAGUCGUGUCGCUUCCUAAAUAUAACAAUAUCGUGUUUAUUUAACCUAGGAAAAAUGCGUCUGCUAUCGUGUACCUUACUGGCGAGCCUGCUGGCCUGCGCGUGGGCAGGGAAAAUAACUAAUUUAGCAGAGGACCCAUCUCUGAACGAAAUAGAGUCAAGGUCGGCGAACAUAGUGCGGGAACAGGACGCGAGCAAGCUCGCCAAUCUGCGGUACCCCAGCGCCGUGCUGUUCAGCGGCACCUGCGGCGGCACCAUCAUCAGCCCCACCUGGAUCCUCACUGCAGCUCACUGCACGUUAUUCGGUGACGGUAUAGCCGUGCUGGCCGGCACCGCCAACAGCGAGGACAACACCGGCGAGAGCCGCUUCGUCAAGCGGCUGAUCGUCCAUCCCAAGUUCUCCGUCGGCCCCCACUGGCUCAACGCUGCUGCUUUCAACUUCAGCCAGAUCGCCGCCCACUGGGAUUUUAUGCUGGCUGAGCUGGAACAGCCGCUGCCGCUGGACGGCGUCACCAUCGCGGCGGCGACGCUCGACGACUCCCGUGACCAUCCUGCUGGACAACGAGUCGGCUUCGCCGGAUACGGCACUGACGUUUUUGGGGGAACGAUGCGUCACCACAUGCACGCGAUGGAUUUAGAGAUCAAGUCCAACGAGGACUGCUCCAUGUUCGAGCCGUUCACCCCUGAGGACAUGCUCUGCGUCCAGGGCAUACCGCCUAGGAACGACUACGCGUGCAGUGGCGACAGCGGCAGCGGCCUGGUGCGUGACGGGAGGCUGGUGGGCGUGCUGUCGUGGCUGGAGGACGACUCGCGCGCCUGCGAGCCCGGCAAGAAGCUCGUCUUCGCCAGGGUCGCUGCCGUCCGCGACUGGAUAAGAAAAGUCGCCAACGUCUAAUAUAAUAAAUUACUUGCUGUGUGUCGUUUAA